AUGACUCAGCGUCACGAGUGCGGUCACAGCUCGCAACCUCGCGGGCCUGGUGCCCAGUGUCUGCUCUAUCGUCAAGAUCGAGUCAAUUCCGCCACCACCUGGCUCUAUCUUUGGACCCUCUGCAUCUCCGACCGCAUUCUUCAGUCCCAGUAUCCAUUGGUUGCUCUAGAGAUAUUGCCAGAAACACAUCGCGCCCGCUCACUACGGUAUGUCAUCAACCCAUUCCCCGCCCUUGAAGGUUACCAGGGGGGGCACUGCUCGAGCCGAGCCUUUGUCGCAACGACGCGGCCCAGCCCCUACUCCGUUAUCCGACUCCUGCUCCUGGGCCUUGCUUCAACCCUCUUGUGCCGCAUCCAGCGCGUCUCGACACCAUUGACCAGCUUUUUGCCUCCCACCUUCCACCCACCCUCACAUCAUCGACGUGGUUCAUGGGCGGCCGAGGACAGCACAAUACAUUGCGGUAAUCGGAAGCUCCAUUGUCUGAGCCGAUACUCGAUGCAGCUGGACCCGUACCUCGACUCCCAUGCGCAAACGCGAGCUACCCUGGCUUUCCCUCGUUUCCAAUCUCACAUAAGCUGUUGCUGCGAACCCAUUGCCUCGUUCACCACGGCUGCAUCGUAA
Molecule: messenger RNA, 621 nt
Organism: Colletotrichum lupini
Lineage: Eukaryota; Fungi; Ascomycota; Sordariomycetes; Glomerellales; Glomerellaceae
Exons: 4
Coding region: 1-621 (206 amino acids)
Source: RefSeq, a predicted model, not a curated record